GCUGUAUUGACCCUCCCUCUAUCCUUAUUCUUAUUUGCCAUUACUAGCCCUCCCUCUGAUUCCCUCUCUUCUCUCCCCCCUCUCUCCUUCUCCCUCCUCCCAUCUCAGUCUCUUUCUCUCUCGGUUUUAAUUCUCACUCCAACAGAAUGGAAAGUAUAUCUGUCAGCUUCUGCCACUCUGGGAGUCAACCAUAUACAGACUCACAAUUGCACGUUUGCCAUGCAAACAUAGCUACAUAAACAGACCCACAGUGCCACUGACACAAACUGUGUUGAUUGUUUCCCUUGCCACCCUCUGAUGUCCGUUCCGGUGCAAGGCUGCUUCUCCAAGAACUGCACAGAAGAUCAGAGACAUGUCUGGAAAGUUGGGUCCUUAACCAUCGUUAGGCUCUCUUCGCUGAUUGGAGGGUGGUUUCACUAUGCUGAUAUCAGUGCUGCCUUUACUUCUCCUGCUUCUCCUCACCCUUCCCCUGAAUGGAUGGACUUCCAGACCCCCCCGGGUUUACCUGUCCUACAGAGACCUCAUGGAGUCCCGCUCAGCUCGUUCCUUCACCUUUGGAUUUAACACCAGCGAUUACCGGAUUCUUCUUCUAGAUCAGGACCAGGACCGGAUGUAUGUUGGGAGCCGUGACUACCUGCUGUCUCUGGACCUCGGAAACAUCAACCGUGAGCCAUUGAUUAUUCAUUGGCCAGCUCCUCUAAACCGUCACAAGGAAUGCCUCAUGGCUGGGAAGGGACGUGCUGAUGAGUGCUACAAUUACCUACGUCUCAUUCAGCCACUGAAUCGAACACAUCUGUACGCUUGUGGAACAGGAGCCUACCAGCCACAGUGCGCGCUCAUCUACAGGGGCUGGAGGUCCGAGGACUACGUGUUCCGGAUUGUCUCAGGCUCUAUUGAGUCAGGGAAAGGGAGGAGUCCAUAUGAUCCCAAGCAAGAAAACAUGGCAACAAUAAUAGAUGGAGUGCUUUAUGCCGGCGUUCAAGUAGAUUACAUGGGGACAGACUCUGCUCUUUUCCGCACAAUGGGGAACAAACCUCCAAUUCGAACAGAGCAAUAUGAUUCUCGCUGGCUGAAUGAGCCUUUGUUCGUGGGGUCGCUGGUGGUCUCUGAGAGCAGUUUCAAAGAGGAUGACAAGCUGUAUAUCUUAUUUCGCGAGAGAAGCCUUGAGGGAGAGACUGGCCCUGCUGUGCUCUCUCGAAUUGCUCGUAUUUGCUUGAAUGAUGAGGGUGGUCUGCGUUCUCUGGUGGGAAAGUGGACUUCAUUUCUCAAAGCCCGACUUGUUUGUUCUGUGAUUGGACAAGACGGAGUUGAGACUGCCUUUGACCAAUUGCGUGACAUUUUCAUCCAGCAGACUCAGGAUAAACAUAACCCAUUGAUUUAUGGGGUCUUUACUACAUUAGGUUCAGUGUUCCGGGGCUCUGCCGUCUGUGUUUACUCUCUUGCUGACAUCCGUGCUGUGUUUAAUGGGCCAUUCGCUCACAAGGAGGGACAUGGGUACCAGAUGACUUCAUAUUCGGGGAAAACACCGUUUCCCCGCCCCGGAGCGUGUGCAGGCGGCUUCUCUGUUCCAGGAAUUCGCUCCAGUAAACACUUUGGGGAGGAUGUGCUGAGGUUUGUGCGCACUCACCCUCUAAUGUACAGCUCUGUGUACCCUGUGAAUCGCAGACCCCUUCUCUUGCUCUCUGAUGCUACGUACACCUACACCAGCAUCGCUGUGGACUCCGUGCCCGCUGCUGAUGGGGAAUAUACAGUUCUUUUCUUGGGCACGGAUCGUGGUACCAUCCAGAAGGUAAUGAUCCUGCCACGUGCCACUGAAGAGACAGAAGGGCUUAUCCUGGAAGAAGUGGAGGUUUUCAGAACGUCAUCUCCAAUCAAAAACAUCAAAAUAUCUUCAAAGAGGCAUCAGCUUUACGUGUCAUCAGAUGUGGGCGUUACCCAACUGUCUCUUCACCGCUGCUCUGGCUACGGAGACUCCUGUGCAGACUGCUGCCUUGCUCGAGACCCCUACUGCGCUUGGGAUGGAAAGGCCUGUGCACGAUAUACCCCCUCGCCUACAAGGAGAAGUCGUCGGCAAGAUGUAAAAAAUGGAGAUCCCCAUAGACAGUGCAGAGGAUACAACACACAAAUGGAUCGGGGUGUCACAGAACGGAUGCAGAUCGGGGUGGAGGGCGGGAGUGUAUUCCUUCAGUGUGAUACACACUCUCCACUUGAAAGUGUCACUUGGCUCCUGCAGAGAGAAGGCACACAGCACAGAAAAGAGGUGCGACUUCCAAUGAUGGAAGGGGGAGCAGUGUUGCGUUCUGUACAAAUUAAUGACGCAGGAGUAUACACCUGCCUGGGUACUGAAAAUGGCUUCAGACGCUCUCGUGGCAAAAUAAGGCUCAACAUCUUGCCCAGGGACAUGCUGGAAAAACUGACCAUGCUGCCUACCCAGAUUCCACUGCCACUACAAUGCCCACCGCCACGCAGACAAAGACCACGACCAGUAACCCCUCAAUCGGACAGAAAUUGACAGUAUUCUAUCCAUGCCAAGCAGACAGCAAGAGCUGGUCAGCAGAAACUCCAUCCAACAGGAGACUACCCAGCUCACUCAGAAAAUACUGGCAAGAAAGUGGUUGAGCAGUGUGUUGCAGUGAAAGAUAAAUAGGUUUAGUGCAGGGAUAGGCAUCCUAUGGCUCUCUGGCUGUUGAUGAUCUGCAACAACUGGGACUGACAGAGGAUCAUGGGAGUUCAUUAGCCUCUAGAGAGCCACACAUGGCCUAUCCUUGGGAUUAGUAAGACAUUCCAGAGCAGUGGAUGGUUUAGAGGACUGUAUGUGUGUAUAGAGAGGGUGUGUAUAGUAUUUAACACAAAACACUGGAUGGCAUAUCUCAUAUACCCACUCAUACAGGAGCAGCCCUUCUCAAAAAACGCUCAACCCCAAUGUGGAAGUUUUUUGUUUUUGUGUGUUUUUGCAUUCUACUCCAGCAGUUUGUUAUGGGGCGGUGAUUAUUUAAGGUGUACCUGCACAAGGAGACGGCACAGAAAUGGGAGGCAGAUACGCUUCAAUGGCUAUGAAUGAUUAACUGUGGACAUUUAAUUAUUGGCCCACUUGUAAUUUUUUUUUUCUAGUAAUAUCUGAUUCACAAUCUCAAAAACAAGAAAUGAAAUCUAUUUUGUA
Pelobates fuscus (common spadefoot toad) is the source of this 3160-nucleotide messenger RNA. RefSeq names its product semaphorin-3F-like. The record is from RefSeq and is a predicted model, not a curated record. The transcript is spliced from 18 exons. Gene Ontology annotation, biological process: positive regulation of cell migration; neural crest cell migration; axon guidance. Bases 419 to 2512 code for a protein of 697 amino acids. Gene Ontology annotation, cellular component: plasma membrane. Lineage: Eukaryota; Metazoa; Chordata; Amphibia; Anura; Pelobatidae. Gene Ontology annotation, molecular function: chemorepellent activity; semaphorin receptor binding.